This is a messenger RNA of Cajanus cajan (pigeon pea), 1986 nucleotides long. RefSeq names its product S-adenosyl-L-methionine-dependent methyltransferases superfamily protein (gene XPL1). Gene Ontology annotation, molecular function: phosphoethanolamine N-methyltransferase activity. Gene Ontology annotation, biological process: phosphatidylcholine biosynthetic process. The record is from RefSeq and is a predicted model, not a curated record. NCBI's taxonomy places the organism in Eukaryota, Viridiplantae, Streptophyta, Magnoliopsida, Fabales, Fabaceae.
UGGUAAGGAAAGGGAGGGGAAUGCAGUAAUGCAGCAGAGAGGCAGAGGUAACAACCGAAGAUCGAGGAGUUUCUCUAGAUCCAGGAUUGCUAUUGAAGGCGCUUAGCCAUCUCACACUCACACUUUCUUCCUUCUCUUCCACAAUUCACAAUACAAUGGCUUCAGGUAAUGUUUUCGACGAGCGUGGCAUUCAGAAAUCCUACUGGGUUCAGCAUUCCGCCGAUUUGUCUGUCGAGGCAAUGAUGCUCGAUUCCAAUGCAGCUAAUCUCGACAAGGAAGAGAGACCCGAGGUACUUUCCCUAUUACCGGCAUAUGAAGGAAAAUCGGUAGUAGAGCUUGGAGCAGGUAUCGGAAGGUUUACUGGUGAAUUGGCUCACAAAGCUGCUCAGUUGCUUGCUGUGGACUUCAUUGAUAGUGCAAUCAAGAAGAAUGAAAGCAUCAAUGGACACCACAAGAAUGUCAAAUUUUUGUGUGCUGAUGUCACAUCUCCAAAUUUGCAUGUUUCUGAAGGAUCUGUUGAUGUGAUUUUCUCCAAUUGGUUACUUAUGUAUCUUUCAGAUAAUGAGGUUGAAAAUUUAGCUGAAAGGAUGAUCAAAUGGUUAAAAGAUGAUGGAUAUAUAUUUUUCAGAGAAUCUUGUUUCCACCAAUCUGGGGAUUCAAAGAGGAAAUACAACCCUACUCACUACAGGGAACCCAGAUUUUACACCAAGGUAUUUAAAGAGUGCCACAUGACUGAUGAUACUGGGAAUUCCUAUGAAUUUUCUCUUGUGGGCUGUAAGUGCAUUGGAGCUUAUGUUCGAAAUAAGAAGAACCAAAACCAGAUUUGCUGGAUAUGGCAGAAAGUUAGGUCACAUGAUGAUAGGGGUUUCCAGCGGUUCUUGGAUAGGGUUGAAUACAGCCACAAGAGUAUUUUACGAUAUGAGCAAAUGUAUGGCCAUGGCUUUGUGAGCACCGGUGGACUUGAAACGACAAAGGAAUUUGUGGCAAAGCUGGAACUAAAGUCUGGUCAGAAAGUUCUGGAUGUUGGUUGUGGUGUUGGGGGAGGUGAUUUCUACAUGGCUGAAAAUUUUGGUGUUGAGGUUGUUGGCAUUGACCUCUCCAUAAAUAUGAUUUCUCUUGCUAUUGAACGUGCUAUUGGACUGAAAUACGCUGUUGAAUUUGAUUGCGCGGAUUGCUAUAAAAAAACAUAUCCUGAGAAUACAUUUGAUGUAAUCUACUCUCGGGACACAAUGCUACAUGUUGAAGAUAAACCAACAUUAUUCAGAUCAUUUUACAAGUGGUUGAAGCCUGGAGGAAAAAUUCUAAUUACAGAUUACUGCAAAAGUGCGGGAAGUCCAUCUUCAGAAUUUGCUGAGUACAUUAAAAAAGGAGGAUAUUAUCUCCAUGAAAUGAAUGCUUAUAGGCAGAUGCUCGAGGAUGCUGGAUUUGAUGAUGUCAUUGCUGAGGAUCGAACUGAUCAGUUCGUGAAAGCACUAGAGCAGGAGUUAGAAGCCCUUGAGAACAAGAAGGACGAUUUUAUUAGCGACUUCAGUCAGGAAGACUACGAUGAAAUUGCUGAAAGAUGGAAGGCAAAGCAGACCAGGGGUGCAUCUAGAGAGCAGAUGUGGGGCUUGUUUAUUGCUAAGAAAAAAUGACAUGCUUUAUUGCUAUCACAAGCCUUGUUCUAGCUAUAUUUAGUUCCUGUGUGAUGGGGUUUUUUCCAUAUAAUAAUUAUUAUUAUCUAUUUGUCUGCUAUCUUAGUUUAAAUCUCAUAGCUUUCGAAUUAGGAUGGUGAACUGCGGAGAAAAUAAUGUUCUUCGGUUUGAAUAGCAAUGCCAACUUUGGCAUUGGCUUCCAUAGUAAAAAUAAUUUUUAUGUCUUAUUUUUGGUUUGACAAUUGGUAAGGUUGCCAUUAUGAAUGUUACCCUCAUUUGGACUUCGAGUGGAAAACACUUCGUCCCAAUUUUAUUUUCCUCCAUCUUGUUAGAGAACUAAUUAAAAAUAUUC